UGCCCCUUUUACUGGCGACGGCGAGCGCGGCGGCCUCAGUGGGUGCGCGGCGGCGGCGGCGGCGGCGACGGAGGAGGCGGCGGCGGAGGGGGAGCGGCAGCCGAGCGAGGCGACGGGCGCGGCCGGAGGCGGGCGAGGCGAGGGCGGCGGCGGCGCGCGGGGCCGGCGGCGGCGGCGGCGGCGAAGGGGCGGAAGAUGGCGGACGUGCUCAGCGUCCUGCGACAGUACAACAUCCAGAAGAAGGAGAUUGUGGUGAAGGGGGACGAAGUCAUCUUCGGCGAGUUCUCCUGGCCCAAGAACGUGAAGACCAACUACGUGGUGUGGGGGACGGGAAAGGAAGGCCAGCCCCGGGAGUACUACACCUUGGAUUCCAUCUUGUUCCUCCUCAAUAAUGUGCACCUUUCUCAUCCUGUGUAUGUCCGACGCGCAGCCACUGAAAACAUUCCUGUGGUUAGAAGACCCGACCGAAAAGAUCUGCUUGGCUAUCUCAAUGGUGAAGCAUCAACGUCGGCAAGUAUAGACCGAAGUGCCCCUCUAGAAAUCGGUCUUCAGCGAUCUACUCAAGUCAAACGAGCUGCAGAUGAAGUUUUAGCAGAAGCAAAGAAACCACGAAUUGAGGAUGAAGAGUGUGUGCGCCUUGACAAGGAGAGACUGGCUGCUCGCUUGGAGGGCCACAAAGAAGGGAUUGUGCAGACGGAGCAGAUUAGGUCUUUGUCUGAAGCUAUGUCGGUGGAAAAAAUUGCGGCAAUCAAAGCCAAAAUUAUGGCCAAGAAAAGAUCUACCAUCAAGACUGACUUAGAUGAUGACAUAACUGCUCUUAAACAGAGGAGUUUUGUGGACGCUGAGGUAGAUGUGACCCGGGAUAUUGUCAGCAGAGAGAGAGUGUGGAGGACUCGGACAACUAUCCUGCAGAGCACGGGGAAGAACUUUUCCAAGAAUAUUUUUGCAAUUCUUCAGUCUGUGAAAGCCAGAGAAGAAGGGCGCGCACCUGAGCAGCGACCGGCCCCCAGUGCAGCACCUGUGGACCCCACAUUGCGUACCAAACAGCCUAUCCCAGCUGCCUACAACAGAUACGACCAGGAAAGAUUCAAAGGAAAAGAAGAAACGGAAGGCUUCAAAAUUGACACGAUGGGCACCUACCACGGGAUGACGCUGAAAUCCGUGACGGAGGGUGCGUCGGCCCGUAAGACUCAGACUCCUGCGGCACAACCAGUACCAAGACCAGUUUCUCAAGCAAGACCUCCUCCUAAUCAGAAGAAAGGUUCUCGCACACCCAUUAUCAUAAUCCCUGCCGCUACCACCUCUUUAAUAACCAUGCUGAACGCAAAGGACCUGCUGCAGGACCUGAAAUUUGUCCCAUCAGACGAGAAGAAGAAACAGGGCUGCCAGCGAGAAAACGAGACGCUGAUACAGAGAAGGAAAGACCAGAUGCAGCCGGGGGGCACCGCGCUCAGCGUCACGGUUCCCUACAGAGUCGUAGACCAGCCCCUGAAACUCAUGCCUCAGGACUGGGACCGGGUCGUGGCCGUUUUCGUGCAGGGUCCUGCGUGGCAGUUCAAAGGGUGGCCAUGGCUCUUGCCUGAUGGAUCACCUGUUGACAUAUUUGCUAAAAUUAAAGCCUUCCACCUCAAAUACGAUGAAGUUCGUCUAGACCCCAACGUGCAGAAGUGGGACGUGACGGUGCUGGAGCUCAGCUACCACAAGCGCCAUUUGGACAGGCCGGUUUUCUUACGCUUCUGGGAAACACUGGACAGGUACAUGGUAAAGCAUAAAUCCCACUUGAGGUUCUGAAUUGCGUGGUCUCCCGGCUGGACAUCUGGGUGAAGAAGCGUGGGUGCACCUUCAUCUAAAGACUGGGUGUCUAUGAAUUCCUCACUCACUCACCAAGAAGGUCACAGGCGAGCGGCCGCUCUCAUCCGAUGCUUCUGUCUUCAAAGGGAUCAUAUGACGCCUGUCAUUCAUAGAAGCAAACUUUUUGGCCUACAACUAUUUUUUUAAUAUUAGCCUUCUAGUCUGUAAUGGAAAUUGUAUAUUUUGAUAGAAGUUUUUUCUCCAUUGGUUAAACUAGCAUUACUUAAAACGUGUUUCUUUAGAAAACCGAGGUUGUUAAUGUGUGUAUAUUUAGAGGUUCUGAGGCUCCAGGAGCCAUCUUCUGAUUUUUCAUUGCUCUAUAAUUCCUCUCACUGGAAAUGCUGUGUUAUGGAUGGUAUUAAAUAUUAGUUUCUGGAACUUGCAAAACCAAGCCAAGGGAUGUGACUAUUUGGAAUGACUCAGAAUGUCAGCCUGUAUGUAGACUGUAUCUCUACUUAGUCUUUAUUUAAAAAGGAAGAAUGAAAAAUCAAGAACACUUCUUGAGCUCUGGUUGAACUGCUUAGCCUUUUCGAGACUUCCUUCCUUAUAUCGCAUACAUUGAGUGAAUGUACGCUCUUCUCACUGACUUUGCUGAUUUACAACUUAGGAGGGUCUAUUUCUGUCUGGGAUACCUUCCCGCUAGGAAAAUUCAAAGCCGAUGAAAGCCCAGUAGGCUACAGGACUUUCUAGCUGGGAGCCAGAGUGUGACUCGGGGCAGAAGUGCAUUCGCCUACUGCAGUGCCAUUUCCGCUUCCUUACUGCUCUCCUGCGCCCACUCUGGUUCUCCCCUUAGAGGUGUGGGAUUUCGAGUCUUCUGUCCCAUUAGCCCUAAAUGCCGAUAAAUUCUCCCGGCACCAAAGAACACAGUUGCUUAAGAAGUGUCUGAACAGAAACAAGAUAAAAACACUGGUAUUUUUAUGUGCGCAUUCGAUAUCGUAUGAAAUAUAAAGCCUAUAUUUUAACUUAGUAAGUAAGAUAUUUUACUACUUCUCUACUUCAGACAGUGCUGCAUCCGUGUACAAUGAACGAGCAUUUCCCUUGAGUCUUAACGUCACCGUUUUUGCUACUUAAAGUAACUUGGACCCUUUAUUCCCCUAGAGAGUUUUUACCAUUAGAAUCAUUGCCGAUCAUUUGUAUCAUCUCCUCACCCCGCCUCUAUUCCCCUCCGCCCUCCCCCCCCCCCCCCCGUCAUCUCUCUUAGGUUGACAUAUUUUUUUUUGUAAACAUUUAACUCCCCCUCAUGUUCAGAUGCCAUUACCGAACCUCAUUUUGAAGUUGGACGCUGUCAUAAAAAUGAGAAAGCACUUAUUUAUUCUCUAAAUAACCAUGAAAAUCCAUACCUACAGGGAAUGGGAACGUACUUAUCCAUAUGGAAUUCACUGGGCUUUUCAGGAGAAAAGCGUCCAUGUUUAAAAUGACUGGAUUUUAGGGUUUCGAUGAAGUUUGAACAGAUUCUCCUCCCCCUUGCUUUUUCUUCUCUGCAUCCUCCCUUCUUGGAAAUAAAAGAAAACUUAAAUUUGUUCACAUUAGACUAUCAGCGUAGAAGUCUGUUCCCAGACUAAAUUAUGUAUUGCAUCAACUUCCUCCAUGGUUAAAUAGUCAAGGUCUAGAGUCUGUAAUAUUUUAAGGUUACCUAUUGAGACUACUACAAGUGGCCAUGAACUACCUUUCUAUAAAGAUUUUUAGUAUUUAUACUUAUGUGUGAAAUUUGCUUGAUAAGAGUGUGGUUAAAAUUGGGAACAUCUCCUUUAAACAGGACUUAUUUUUCUAUCUUGCAUCUGCCUUCUAUGUACUGGAAGGCUUCUGGAAAUACCGUAAGGAACAUUAGGAAAAGCACGAGUGUGCUCUGCCGUGUAUUUUAAAAUCAGACCCGCAGUAUGUACUUACUUCCUUUGUCUUUUUCUUUUUUCCGCAGCUCAGUCCCUUGUUUAGGUCCAUAUAAUUAAUUUGUAGCCAUUAAUUCUAAAAAACAAAACAAAAAACACCA
Myotis daubentonii (Daubenton's bat) is the source of this 3838-nucleotide messenger RNA. RefSeq names its product cell division cycle 73 (gene CDC73). Gene Ontology annotation, biological process: positive regulation of transcription elongation by RNA polymerase II; transcription elongation by RNA polymerase II. Gene Ontology annotation, cellular component: Cdc73/Paf1 complex. The record is from RefSeq and is a predicted model, not a curated record. Gene Ontology annotation, molecular function: RNA polymerase II complex binding. NCBI's taxonomy places the organism in Eukaryota, Metazoa, Chordata, Mammalia, Chiroptera, Vespertilionidae.